Messenger RNA from Echinostoma caproni, 258 nucleotides. NCBI's taxonomy places the organism in Eukaryota, Metazoa, Platyhelminthes, Trematoda, Plagiorchiida, Echinostomatidae. The record is from the annotation of a GenBank genome assembly.
AUGGCUGGGAGCAGCUACUUCGCCAAGCGUUUGUGGGCACUGUGGCCCAGCUCACGGCUGGUGAACCUGGUCCUCAUGUAUCAGGACGGAUCUGUCUACACACGACGUACCACCGUGCCUCCUACGGCAGUCAACACAGUCUUGAAGCCACUUCAUGAAGAACUCGGACAUGCGGACCAGAAAAAAUUAGCCGAAGUUGCCAAACAACACUUCUGGUGGAUGCACAUGAGGCGUGAUGUGGCCCUUCUCUGCAAUUAA